Xiphophorus couchianus (Monterrey platyfish) is the source of this 4666-nucleotide messenger RNA. It is a transcript of the gene selplg, whose product is annotated as selectin P ligand. The transcript is spliced from 3 exons. NCBI's taxonomy places the organism in Eukaryota, Metazoa, Chordata, Actinopteri, Cyprinodontiformes, Poeciliidae. Gene Ontology annotation, biological process: leukocyte tethering or rolling. The coding region runs from base 298 to 1800 and encodes 500 amino acids. Gene Ontology annotation, cellular component: plasma membrane. The record is from RefSeq and is a predicted model, not a curated record.
GCAGCUUUAAAUGUGAGGCAGAAAUGUGAUCGACGGCUGACAUGCGACAAGCAUCUGAGUGUUUUACAGAACUGGGCACUUCCUGCUAUUUUAAACAAGCCAGUAUUCUAGACAUGCUAAGGACGCUCCGCAACAACGAAUCUGGGCUCUGCUCUGCCUUACAUCUGUCAGAGCAACAGUUGCCAUAUCAGUGCAACGAGGAUGUGCGCAAGGAGAGCCUGAAAUGAGCUGAGGUGAACAUUUUCAUUGGAUCUAACAUCAAAUUCGUCCAAUACCGAGAUCUCAUAUUUAACAACCAUGCCCUCCAGCAUGAAGAUACGUGCUGUGCUGCUGUGGGGAGUGUGUGUGUUGUUUCCUGUGGAGUCGGUGACGAGUUCAGCACCAGAAAACAGCGGCACGAACGUCACUGUUCCACCAGACAUCACAGCCAACCAGCGAAUCACUGCAUAUGCAAACACGUUGCAGCCUGCAACCCUGCAUCCAGCAAAACCUACAGAUGCUGCUGCUCAUGCGACGGAGGCAGCGUCACCCACAGCGCACCAUAAGAACGGUGACAUAAACACAAGUAAAAGUGAGAGCAGACAACUUGGUUUGACUACUGCUGAAGAAGCAGUCAGCCAUUCCAAACCUCUCGCCCCCACAGAAAAGGUGACGACUAAGGUUGUAGAUUAUGUAAAGACGCCAACUGCAACUGCACAAACCUUCACUGCAGGGCUGACGUCAAGUACAAGCAAACCUCUGUCUGUCAGUCAACCAAUCACAGCUAGCAGAGAAGAAGAAACUUCUGCUCCAGUGACCACAGCAAGCGGUGGAGUUAAAUCUUCCACUGCCAUCUUCACUGCUACAAGUAAAGAACAAAUUUCCUCGUCAAAGACCACAGGCCAUGCACACACUGUUGCAGAAGUCACAUCAACUGGAAGUGGACUACAUCCGUCCACUGCCAUGACAACAGCUACGAGUGAAGUGCAACCGUUGUACAACCGUUCAACAACAGCAGAAGCAGUAAAUCAGACAACAGAUCAUCUCCUCCACACAUCUGCCUCCAGUUUUACUAACACGACUUCUCCUGCAACACAUUCUGCAACGACUUCAGCCUCAUUUGUUUCUACUCAAAAUUCAACAUCCAUUACUGGAUUCAGAUCAGAGGUACCUUCCACCACCUCUUCGGAUAACUCUACUCAAAGCACUUCCACCUCCAGUGGUCCCACAACUUCAGUUCCUACGUCAGGAACCAUUAAGUCCACCAGCACAGAGCUCUCAUCAAAAUCCUCUUCUGUUUCCGCCACCACUAACUUCAACUCUACUUCACCUGAACCAGUUUCCACUUCAACAGAUUAUUCCAACACCACCGCCAACUCUACCAGCCCAGCAGGAGCUUUUAUUCCUCACAUCAUUGGGUCAACAACACGCUCCACUCCAUCAACUACAAAAGCUCCCUGCGAACCGUCAAAGGACUCGUCAAGCAGCGAGGUUCUGCCCUGCUCCACCAAGGGCGUGGUGAAGCAGUGCCUCAUAGUUGUCGCCGUCUUGGCCUUGGUGGCCAUCAUCUUUGUAAUUUCCACCAUUGUCCUUUGCAUCAAGUUGUCAGCAAGAAAAUACAAAGUUAGGAAACCUCAGCAGGACACGGAGAUGAUGUGCAUCUCCUCUUUGCUGCCUGAUAGGAGUCACACCUACACAAGGCAGCGCAAUCCGGUGAGCAACGGAGUCCUGGUGUACCCUGUGGGAGGAGACAGCGAUGAGGAAGGUGGGGAUAAUCUCACUCUCAGCAGCUUCCUGCCAGAAAAUGACCGCUAUGUUUAGCUGGUUUGGUGUAGCCUUGUGAGACGGAAUGGAUCUGCCUUGGAUCAGUGAUGCAGAAAUUGAGUCAGUUUAUGUGGUAGACACAAAAACCACAAACACUUACCACUUAAUGCUCAAAGCUGGAUCACCAACAUUUGACAUUUGAUCAGAAGGAUGUUGACUUUGAGCAAAACUUGCCAUUUUUGCAUAACUUUACACAUGUUCUCCCCCCUCAUGGGAGAAUUGAAACCAGGAUGCAGAGAACGAUCAAAGCUGCUCUCUCUUUUUUUUUUUCUUUCAAACAUCCGGACCAAAAACUCUUGUGGGAUUUCACUUUGCAACAAGAGACAGGAAGCCUUCGCUUUGUCAAGAAAGAUGUCUUCUUCACAGAAACUGCUCAGUUUUUUGGAAACUGAAGACUUGACAGUUUAAAAUCGAACUUUAUUGAAUAGAUUUUACCGUUUAUCUGUGUGUAAAAGCACACUUUGUGAACUGCAAUAAUUGUGUUUUUUGUAUGUCAUACACAUGGCAUAUAAAAAGUCAACACACCUAUUGACAUGACAGGUUGUUUUGUAACCAAUGUUACUUCCAGUUAAUUCAGAACCUUACUUAAUUAAAAAAUCUGAAAUAUUUUAACGAGUACAAACUAAAUGUACAAACUAAAUUAAUGUGGUUGCAUGUUAUCCGAUCUGAUUCAGGUCUGAGCACUGACUGGACCCAUUCAAAACUUUAUUCUUCUUCCAGUAAAGGCAUCCUUCCAUUUUAAAUAGUGAUCAUUUUCAUAAAAAACAGUAUUUUUUAUGUGCACCACUUGUAGUUUUAACAGAUUCCCCCACCUGAGUUCUGCAUCUCUGCAUCUGAAUAAUGUUCUCCUUUCCCGGCUGGUCAGUUUUGCUAGUUUUGGGAUUUGUUACCUGUUUAGUUGCUAACUUCUACUUAUAGCUGAUAACAAAAUAUAUCUCUACAAUUCAUGCCUUAUAACACAAAAGGGACAUGGUAACAAGUAAAUAUAUUACGGUAUUAUGUGUCGUUCCUUGAACCAGGGACAAAUAUCUGAAACGGCGAUAGCUAAUACUAGCAAUUUUCACCACAGUCUAAAUGCACUCAGUCGUGUUGAAACACAAACUAAAAGUUCCUCACUGAGUUCUGUAUUUCCUAGUCCUUUAUAUUAGAUUUUGUUUUCAACUACAAACCUGAAAAAUCCGACUUCCCGGCACAAAGCAAAUCCAAAAUUUGAGUCGUUGUCCAAAAGUUUCUUUUCUUCCUCAAUGUUUUAGCAGAAACUUGAAGUUUCCUGCUAAAAAUAAAACAUUCACUGGUAUUUGGAAAUAAUUUUUUCAGAAUUUUUUCCAAUUUGACUAAUGCCCCAAGUCCAACUGAAGAGAAACAACACCAAACAUGAUGUUGCGUCCCUCAUGCUUCACUGUGGGUUUCAUGUCCUUUUGAUAACUUGUAAGUUUUGGAAUUAUGGUCAAAAACUUUGAUAUUGGUUCCCAUCAGUCCACAAAACGUUUUCCAAAGUAUUUUUGUUGAAUUUGAGCCACCAUCUUGCCACUUUGUCCCAGUUCUCAGACAUGUGCUCUACAGCCAGUACCACCCAGAAUCUGGAUCAGUUUUCUUAUUUUUGUCAUAACUUUUGCUGCGUCUUCCCUAUGCUCCACUGUGUUUCUAGCACUUUGGAAAAAGUUUGUGCCAUAUCCUGACUGACACCUUUUUGACACUGUGAUCCCUCUGAUGCUCUAUUAAGGUUUCUGCAAACCAUUCCUUUCACUGAGAUGUGAUGAAGAAAAUGUUAGGAAAUGCCUACUAGCAGAGUUUUACUUUAUUUGGAGUUCACCAGAGGAACCUUAACUCCAAUUUAAAAUGAGUGUAUGACAACAGAGUGUAUGCACCCAUGGAACCACAUUAUUUGAUUUAUUAUUCAUCCACAUUUUAAAAAUAUGUUUGUUGUUUUAGCUAAUUUGCACAGAGAAAAUAUUUAAUGACAAGUUGUGAAAUUAUUAAUCUUGGUGUAAGUUGUAUGCAUCAUAUUUUAACCUGGGUGUGUAUACUUAUUAUUCACUAUAUAGUAUUCUGCUGAAAGUGGCUUUUUCCUGGUAGGGCUGCAGGAUUUCUUAUUUAUUUUUUUGGCAGCUUUGAGAAAAAUCUUUGCAUACGUUUUUUGGAAGAAAGCAAAUAAAAGUGUAGAGAGUGCUGGUAUGGUUGACAGUGAAGGGGCCCAAGCUAAGUUUUAAUUGUGUAUUUCUUGGAAAUUGUAGACUUAAAAAAAAAAAUAUAUAUAUAUAUAUAUAUAUAUAUAUAUAUAUUAUUUCUGCAGAAUGUUUUAUGUUUUGUUGUCUCCAUUUUGUUUUGUUCGCUCCUAACGAUACUCUUAUAAAAAGCCCAGUCCACUCAGACUGGUAAAUAAGGAUACUAUUUUGAUACAUGUGCUUUCCUCAAAGAUUAAUCUGUAAUUGAUGAGAAACAUGAGAAUAGAGAUUCGUACUAUUGAAGUUGUGACAGCAGGAAAUUGAGGGUGAAUCAAAGUCAUUUUGACCUUUUUAUGCACAAAAUCAAAAAUCACAAUUUUGCAUUAUGAAUUUAGACUUAAUAUUUGUUUUCUUGUCUAAUGUUAAACACAAUCUGUGUAUUGUUUAAAAUUGGAAAAAUCAGAAAUCUCUUUAGGAAGGUAAAUGAGAAUUGGUCAAAUUCACCAAACUCUAACUCCCUCUUCUCUGCAGCUGAGCUGAGUAAAUAGAUUAAUAAUGAUGCAUUUACUGUGUACAUUUGCUGUAGGAAACAGUGUCUUUCAUCAUUAAAUGUGUAGUUUUGGUACUUCUUUUGUAACUUCUCUUUACGGCUCUGUAAAGGGCAGAGUCAUAAUAAAACUGGAUCUUCUCUAAACUCA